CAUACCACCGCAAGGAGCAGGCAUGGCUGAGUCCAAGCGGCAGCUCGUGGCCCAGCGGGUCCGGAGCUUCCCCGACUUCCCCAAGCCCGGCAUCCUCUUCCGGGACAUCAGUCCUUUGCUAAAGGACCCGGAUGCCUUCAGAGCUUCCAUUGAACUUUUGGCUGAUCACCUGAAAGAAAAUCACAAGACAAAGAUCGAUUAUAUUGCAGGUUUGGAUGCUCGGGGUUUCCUGUUUGGUCCCUCCCUGGCCCAGAAACUUGGAAUAGGGUUUGUGCUCAUUCGAAAAAGAGGGAAGCUUCCAGGGUCCACGGUAUCCACCAGUUACUCCCUGGAAUAUGGUCAGGCAGAGCUGGAGGUCCAGGAAGACGCCAUAGAGCCCGGCCAGAAGGUGGUGAUCGUGGAUGACCUGAUGGCCACUGGAGGUACCAUGGGGGCGGCCUGCAAGCUGCUGCAAAGUCUGAAGGCCGAAGUACUAGAGGGCCUGACCGUGGUGGAGCUGACGUCCCUGAAGGGGAGAGAGAAGCUGGCCCCUGUGCCUUUCUUCUCUUUGCUGCAGUAUGACUGAGGCUGGGCUGCCAUCGGCACCUUCCCCACAAGCUGGAGACCACAGACAGGUUUUCAUCUACACAGUUAGGAUCUGGCCUUGGACCUGGCUGCCAAGCGCCUCCAGCUGGACCAUUAUGCAAAUGGAAAUGUGAGCCAGCUCUCCUCCUCUGGGAGGGGCACUUCUUCAGACCAGCAGAAGGCUCCACAGGGCCUGCCAGUCUCCUAUCCGUGGCCUCUCACGCUCCUCACCUGAGGAAGGCAGCAGGUGCCCCACCGCCAUGUGCCAUUCGUCACUCCUGACUCCCCGCAAUGCCCUGCUUGGAGGGUAGAGACCAACUCCCAGAGAAGGACUCUGCCUUCUAGAGGGCACACCUGGCCAGUGCCUCUAUUCCAGGACUGCCUGUGUCCCAUCUGAGGACACUCUUGACCCUUAAGUCAGUACAAAUGGGAAGUCGCUUUGGGGUUUAGAACUUGGAAUACAAUUGAGCAAGUUAGUUUCCAGGCCAACCAACUCGGCGUAUACUUGGCAGAGGCAGACCUCUGCCCUAUACCAGCUGUGUGACCUUAACCUCUCUGCCCAGGUUGAGGGACGUCUCUAGAGUUCUUGACCCACAUGAGUUUGGGGGGAGGGGCCGUGGGGUAUCUUCUCUGACUGUCGUACAGUAAAAGCCACUGCUGCUUUACCAAAUUUCAGCUUCUGCUCCCCCGUCCGACUCCAACAGGUGCCACAACAGACCCCAGAGGCCUGGGCAGAUCAACGAACCUACUUAAGGCUUAAUUCUUGAUCUCUCUUUUUAUGUGUUUUCAUUCGUUUUCACUAUGUACAUGAGCUGUACAGUCUCUUGUAUCACAACCCAAGACUCCCUGCCUUGCUGAGGCACAAAGCACCUAGGCCCCAGAAGGACCAUUUUAUGUGAGGGAAGAACUGGCCAGUGGCCAGUUUUUGACAUGUGACAGAAUGAGACCGUGGGGCAGCAGCCUUCUCUCUGCCAAGAAGAAUCUUGCCUGAUGUUCAAUCUUAUCUGAUGAUUAAAUCAUUUAUUAAUAAA
Trichosurus vulpecula (common brushtail) is the source of this 1595-nucleotide messenger RNA. It is a transcript of the gene APRT, whose product is annotated as adenine phosphoribosyltransferase. Gene Ontology annotation, molecular function: AMP binding; adenine binding; adenine phosphoribosyltransferase activity. Gene Ontology annotation, cellular component: cytoplasm. Gene Ontology annotation, biological process: adenine salvage; AMP salvage. The record is from RefSeq and is a predicted model, not a curated record. Lineage: Eukaryota; Metazoa; Chordata; Mammalia; Diprotodontia; Phalangeridae. The transcript has 5 exons. The coding region runs from base 23 to 565 and encodes 180 amino acids.